AUGGUGAAGCUGUUACUUUUGUUCGCGUUGCUCGCUUCUAAAGCAACGACGGAUCCGAACGCCGGCGCCGAUAGAAACUCAAAGACACGGAGGACUCGCACUAAAACAUUCACCGAUAGUUCGAAAGAAAGAUUAGUCUCUUUUAACUCGGAGGAAGAAAAGCUUAGUAUCGAUUGGGCCGUAACCAUUCCCUUUGUCUCGAUACCGCUCCAUCAUAGAAACGAGGAACACGGCCAAGUCUCGCCACUGGUUCACGUAAACACAAAAACUCUAGGAUUAGUUGGACUGUUGACUGGCCUGCUCAGUCUGGUUACGCCUCUAUUUUCGAAAACUCAUAGUAGCCAACUAAAUUAUCGAUCGGAGGAGAAGGAGCAUUGGUCGGAAAUGAAAAACACCAUCAACGAUAUGGUUUUCGGUAACAAUUACGUAGCUCCGUGUAUGCAACGAGUCGUUUGCUCGAUCGUUUCGGUCGCCGCGCACGCGGAAAGUCCGACGAGUAUGGAGAAAAUAAUCGAUGGAUUAUCGAGUCACGAGUGGUUUAAGGAGGUGACGAACGGUACGAUUAUUCAAGAGGCCAUAAACGCCGGUCGAAGAGGCAAUUACGACGAUUGCGAUAAUAUUUACAACGACUGCCCGAUCACGGCCAAACUCCUCAACACCAUGAUCAACGAGUUUGGCAUUGUUGUCUGACGG
This is a messenger RNA of Colletes gigas, 693 nucleotides long. RefSeq lists its product as uncharacterized. NCBI's taxonomy places the organism in Eukaryota, Metazoa, Arthropoda, Insecta, Hymenoptera, Colletidae. Bases 1 to 690 code for a protein of 229 amino acids. The record is from RefSeq and is a predicted model, not a curated record. The transcript has 4 exons.